Symbiodinium necroappetens is the source of this 290-nucleotide messenger RNA. Lineage: Eukaryota; Dinophyceae; Suessiales; Symbiodiniaceae. The record is from the annotation of a GenBank genome assembly.
AUGACCAGCAAGUUCACCACGCCGAAGCGGGAGGAGGAGUUCGUCCAGUCGAUCAGUGCGCGGACGUGCCUGGCGGCAGAGGAGCUGCGCAAGCACGACUCCGAGAGCUUGAAGAAGAUUUGGUCGCUUGUUCGCCCGAAGAAGCCGAAGUCGCCCCUGCCUGUGGGGUGGAAGUGGAAGAAGCUCGAUGUGGCGGAUCUCCGCGAUCUGUACGCCACGGAGCUCAUCACGGAGAUCGACAUCCGGGUGACUGAGGUGCUUGCCGACCUCCCCUACUCCGAGACGCCGAU